AUGGAAAAUGUCACGAACUUCACCAACUUCGAGGAGUUCGUGGCAGCAGUUCCGCAGGUGGCCGGCCAGUCUGAAAGAGCAUUGACGUUUGUCGGCAUCAUGUUCGCAAUAGCCCUGUUGACUCAAGCCAUUGGCACCGCGGUGCUCUUUUGCGCCGGAAUGCUCAAAGCACCAAACCCCGAAAGUGACUCGACGCGGCUGAUGGCGGACACUGUGGGCGCUGCCACGAUCGACGUCCACGCGCCGGACAGUGACCCGUCGACCGCGACGGACGUGGCGCCGGAGGCGGCAGAGGCGGCGCAGGCCGUGCAGCCGACGUCGACCCCAGAGGCGCUGCCCUGGGUGAAGCACCGACCGCGCUACGUCGUGGCGGCCUUUUCGGCGACGUAUCUCCUCUGCGUGGCCGCGGCUGCAUCAAGCUUGGCCACCAACCAGCUGAGCCCAGAACAUGGGCUGAGCUGGGAGGUGUACACAGGGCUCUUCAGCUGUGGAUGUGUGUGGCUGCUCGCUCAGGCCGUCCUCGCAGCCAUACGGCUGCCGGCCGGGCGGCACUAUGGCAUGCUCUCUUUCACGGAGGCCAUGAUUUCUGGCGUUUGCCCCUUCGUGUCGGAUUCCUUCGACACCAUGAAGGACAUCCUCUUCGCCUUCCUUUGCUUUGCAGCGGAGGACGCGUUCGUCCAAGCGCUUGGGGCACUCACUUUAAUCUGGCUGGUGACGUUCCACAUCAUCUUGCUGCGAGAUAAAAGAUGCCAGCUGGAAUUUGCCUCCAACCACCUGGCGGUGUUGUCAUUGCCCACGUUUUCUGCUGACUCAACCGAUGCCAGCAAGAAAGCUAUCCAGGCCAAGGCUGAGAAGGUUUCAUGGACGAAGUGGGCCUUCAGCAAAGCCAGUGGCAUGUGCUCUGAGUUGCUGCCGCUCCUCUACAAGCAGUUUACUCCCACGAAAAGAAGCUUGGCAAUGGUCAGUGCUUUGGCCAUCCUCUACCUGGCUUUAGUCCCGGGAGGCAGCACCGUAGUGGCCGUUCUGAAUCUCGCCGUUCCCAUCGUUCAAGUGACUGGCACCUUUGUGCUGUUCAAACCAUUGCAGCGCCGCAUCGCUCCGAAGCUGGCCAGCAAACUGGACGCGGCGCUGGAGGCCGCCGACGGCGACCAAGUCGUCCGUCUGAAGGACGAGGCUGGCUUGGAGAAUGACGCCGGUCUUUUUCGCGAAAUCUGCGUGAAGAGCCAUUUGCUGAAAGAGAUCUCAGAUCUGAUCCAGUCAGACAGCACUCGUGAGGUCACAAGAUCCAGCACUGAUGCCUGGCAAAAUUCUUGGAGCUUCUGUGCGCAGUGGUUUGCGGCGCUGAGCAGUGGCGAGUGGGAUCUCUCCGGAAAGCUCGAGGGAAAGGACAACCUCUUCAAGGCCAUGGUGAAGAUGGUCUCCUUCAACCUGGAGCCAUUGCGCAAUCUGAAGCUGAACUCUAACCAGAUUCCGCCUUCAUGGGCGAAGGAACUCGCACGGAGAUGGUCCGGGAACCAGACCAUAGUCCGCUUGGAGAUGAGUGAGAAUGCCCUCGGUGCAGAUGGAGUGGAGGCUCUUGCGAGAUGUUUUCAACCAAGCACUCGCUUGGAAUGUUUGGUCUUGGAUAGCAACAGCUUUGGAGAUAAAGGAGCCGAGGCGCUGGGCACCAUGCUCACCCAGAACCGAUCUGUGCGCGAGCUCAGCGUCCGGCGAAAUCAGUUCGGCGACAACGGAGCCAAGGCCGUCGCCUUGGGCCUCAAAAGCCAUCGAAGCCUCAUGGCCUUGAUUUUAGAUGCGAAUGACAUUGCCGAUGUGGGUGGUGAGGCGUUGGCGGAUGCCUUGGACGGCGAGUUGCAGACCCUCCACAUCCAGCUCAACAAGCUCGGUGACCGAGGCUGCAAGGCACUGGAGGAGGCCGAGCAACGCUCCAAGACCUUGGUCGAUUUGAACAUAGACGACAAUGAUGGCGAGGCAUCUGAAGCAUGUGGAGAGCUCGCUCCAGGAGACCGCCACCCUCACAGGACACCGCGACACCGUAGGGCAGGCCAUCAGGACCGGCGCCGCCACGGCCGUAACAUGCAGCUACGACCGCACCCUGAGGGUCUGGGACCUGAUGACGAGCACGUGCACCGCCACGCUCACCGGACACGGCAGCAGGGUCUACGCCCUGUGCAUGGUCGACCGCUUCACCGUGGCCUCCGGCAGCCAAUCGGGCGAGGUGAAGAUCUUUGA
Durusdinium trenchii is the source of this 2232-nucleotide messenger RNA. Lineage: Eukaryota; Dinophyceae; Suessiales; Symbiodiniaceae. The record is from the annotation of a GenBank genome assembly.